Molecule: messenger RNA, 1243 nt
Organism: Punica granatum (pomegranate)
Lineage: Eukaryota; Viridiplantae; Streptophyta; Magnoliopsida; Myrtales; Lythraceae
Source: RefSeq, a predicted model, not a curated record
AGAUUUCCAGCUAUCUCCUCGUCAAAUUUAUAUCGGUCUCGUCUCUGGAGCUUUGAUUUCUCAUUCAAUCGAUGCGAAGCUCGUAUGCAUGAACUUCCUUUUCGGUGUAUAAUUCGUUUCUUCCACCACCUCAUCAGCAGGCACGGACCUAAAUCUAGUGUUUUCGUGCCAUCUCUUCUCUUUGCGCGUGCGCGCGCACUGAAGCUGAAUCCACCAUGCCGCAGGGAGACUACAUAGAGCUUCACAGGAAGCGACAUGGCUACCGCCAUGAUCACUUCGAGCGUAAGCGUAAGAAGGAGGCGCGAGAAGUCCACAAGCGCUCCGCCAUUGCCCAAAAGGCUUUGGGUAUUAAGGGCAAGAUGUUUGCCAAGAAGAGAUAUGCUGAGAAGGCUCUCAUGAAGAAGACAUUGGCUAUGCAUGAGGAGUCAACAAGUAGGCGGAAAGUGGACGAUGAUGUCCAAGAUGGAGCUGUUCCAGCAUAUUUGCUUGAUCGUGAGAACACUACACGAGCCAAGGUACUUAGCAACACUAUCAAGCAGAAGAGGAAAGAGAAAGCUGGGAAAUGGGACGUCCCUCUACCCAAAGUAAGACCUGUUGCAGAGGAUGAGAUGUUUAAAGUGAUGAGAUCCGGUAAACGCAGAACCAAGCAAUGGAAGAGGAUGGUGACGAAGGCCACAUUCGUGGGUCCUGCUUUUACCCGGAAACCUCCCAAGUACGAGCGAUUCAUUCGUCCCUCAGGUCUAAGGUUCAAUAAAGCACAUGUCACGCAUCCCGAACUCAAGGCCACGUUCAACCUGGAGAUCAUUGGCGUGAAGAAAAACCCCAAUGGCCCUAUGUAUACCUCUCUUGGUGUGAUGACCAAGGGAACUAUCAUCGAGGUCAAUGUGAGUGAGCUGGGUCUGGUCACACCAGCUGGGAAAGUCGUGUGGGGCAAAUACGCCCAGGUGACUAACAAUCCCGAGAACGAUGGCUGUGUCAAUGCGGUUCUGCUCGUCUAACACCAAGGCAGCUGCCCAGCUUAUGGCGGAUAGACAUUUUGUUAUGUAUAACCUAGUCACUUCGAGAGAGCUUUACUUUUUGCUACUUUUGAUAGUGUUACUGAUCUUAUAAAGAGAGAGAUGUUUCACCGAGUUGUUUAUUUUGACCUUUUUAUUUAUUUUUUUAAUAUUCUUGUACGAGUUAUGGGCUUCCUUGUGAUUGAUCAUAAAGCAAGUUAUAUCAGAGAAGAUAUCUUAUUCCUCUC